Molecule: messenger RNA, 5540 nt
Organism: Calypte anna (Anna's hummingbird)
Lineage: Eukaryota; Metazoa; Chordata; Aves; Apodiformes; Trochilidae
Gene: OXSM
Product: 3-oxoacyl-ACP synthase, mitochondrial
Exons: 4
Coding region: 329-1714 (461 amino acids)
Biological process (GO): fatty acid biosynthetic process
Molecular function (GO): 3-oxoacyl-[acyl-carrier-protein] synthase activity
Source: RefSeq, a predicted model, not a curated record
CCCCCCCCCGUCGGUCGCGGGUGGUGCGGCCCAGCGCCGUCGGAAGGGCAGAGGGAGCUCCCUCCCUUUCUCCCAGGACCUGGUGAUGCCGUGGUACCGAGUCCAAAAGCAGGCGACUCGACCCCUCGGAGCCUUUGUGGCAGGUGUUGUCAGAGCUGUGCCACAGCCUCUGCUCCGCCCCAGUGUGCUGGGUCCCUGCCAUCAACUUCCCACCCGGUGGUGGCUCAGGCAAAGCCAGAGAGGAGCUACAGAUCUGGAGAGGAGUGCCUCGCAGGGCACAGUCACAUUCAUGAUUACAGGAAUGUGCUUGGAGUGAUUGAUUUCCAUCAUGUUCUCACAGUGCUCACGGGAUAUAUCAAAGAUUGCAAAUCUGCAUCUCCGAAGUCUGAAUUUGAAUCAGCCUUUACAAAGCCACAGGAGAGCUUUCAGCAAGUCACUGCCCGCAUGUCGAAGGAAAGUAGUUGUUACAGGUAUUGGAUUAGUGUCCCCUCUUGGUGUGGGGACUCAGUUUGUGUGGAAACGCCUUCUCCAAGGAGACAGUGGGAUUGUAUCACUAGAUGGGGAAGAAUAUGCAGGCGUCCCAUGUAAAGUGGCUGCCUGUGUGCCCAGGGGAAACAAGGAGGGUCAGUUCAGUGAAGAAAGCUUUGUGUCAAAGUCAGAGAUCAAAUCCAUGAGUUCUGCCACUGUCAUGGCCAUCGGUGCAGCAGAGCUAGCAAUGAAGGACUCUGGCUGGUCUCCCCAGUCUGAACAGGAUCACUUAAGUGCCGGUGUGGCAAUAGGGAUGGGAAUGGUUCCGCUGGAAGAGAUUUCUGAUACAGCUGCUUUAUUUAAAACAAAGGGUUAUAACAAGGUCAGCCCGUUCUUUGUCCCAAAGAUUUUAGUCAAUAUGGCAGCAGGCCAGAUCAGCAUUAAAUACCAACUGAAAGGGCCGAAUCAUGCUGUGUCAACUGCGUGUACCACAGGUGCACAUGCUGUUGGAGACUCCUUUAGGUUUAUUGCUGCUGGUGAUGCUGAUGUCAUGUUGGCUGGAGGGACUGAAGCUUGUAUUAGUCCUUUGUCCCUGGCUGGAUUUGCAAGAGCUCGGGCCCUCAGCACCAGUUUUAACUCAAGCCCUAAGAUGGCCUGUCGGCCAUUUGAUUCGCAGAGGGAAGGGUUUGUUAUGGGAGAGGGUGCUGCCGUGCUCGUCUUGGAAGAGUAUGGACAUGCUGUGCAAAGAGGUGCUAGAAUCUAUGCAGAAGUUUUAGGUUAUGGACUGUCUGGUGAUGCUUGCCACAUAACAGCACCUAAUCCAGAGGGAGAUGGUGCAUUCAGGUGUAUGUCUGCAGCAAUAAAAGAUUCUGGUAUCAAACCUGAAGAUGUAACAUAUGUCAAUGCACAUGCUACUUCUACACCUCUGGGAGACGCUGCUGAGAACCAAGCAAUCAAGAGACUUUUUAAAGAUCAUUCACGUAAUAUUGCUGUUUCCUCAACAAAAGGAGCAACAGGACAUCUCUUGGGAGCUGCAGGAGCUAUUGAAGCAGCUUUUACUGCUCUGUCCUGUUACUAUGGAAUGUUGCCACCUACUCUAAACUUAGAGAAAACAGAGGCAGAGUUUGAUCUCAAUUAUGUUCCUUUAAAAGCUCAGGAGUGGAAAACCACAAAACGGCGUAUAGCACUGACAAAUUCAUUUGGCUUUGGUGGUACUAAUGCAACUUUGUGCUUUGCAAGUGUUUAACUUGUGCUGCCCACGUUGUGAACAAUGGCACUUCCAAUGAUUUUUUGUGCUGCCACCCCUAAUGUGUAAUUUGAUCUUUUCUCAGUUUUGAGAAUUGCUCAUUUUCAUCCUUACGAACUUUAUUCGCCAUAACAUUUACAUCAGCAACUAUUUUAGAAAGAGGGAAUUUCUUUUACUCAUUUUAAUAGAAAUAAAUAAAAGACCUCUUCUAUGUGUGGCAAAGAAAUUCUUAUUCUUGACUAGAGGAGGAGAUAUUGAUCCUUCUGUUUUUUAACUUCAUUAGAAUACAUUUUUCACAUACGUGUGGCACAGAAAUUGCUUGGAAAAAGUUAUGCAAAAGCAUGACUGGCUGUCAAGAUAGAACUCUCCAGUCAUGACUUGGUGACCAACUGUGUGGUGAUACAAGGUUUAUGACUGAACUCCACUUUGUUACCUCUUCAAUUUAUAAUUAUGCCUUUUUCCUCAUCAAAUAUCAUAGACCUACACACAUUCUUCCACAUGAAUGAUAUUCAGGAGACAAUAAUACAGGAUUUCAUAAGAUUUCUGCGAGUAGUUUGUUUUCUUUUCAGCUUUAUUAAUUUCCAUAUUUUAUGAUACCUCAUUAGCCAUGGUGUGGAGCAAUAAUAGUGAAGCAUUCAUACAGCAUGGUCUAUACAUCUUCAAUGUUGCACAGGGAAAAAGUUAGUAGGUGGUAACCUCUUUUGUUCUGAAAUUUUAGACAAGAAUAGUGAGGUAUAUUAAUUGAGGGUAGAAUACAGGAUUUUAAAAACUGUUUCACAAAAGGGAAAAAAGACUCUUGAAACCACUUGUUAGCCUUCCAAAAUGGAAAAACAGGACUAACCAGUGCUGGAAAAAUAAGGAAUCUUUUAGGAAAAAAAUAAAAAUCUGCGACUUGUGUAGAGGAUGAGAAGGGAGAAGAACAGGAAAAUAAAGUUAUACCUAGGGCUGGUGUUGCAGGCUGUCUCCUGCAUCUGGCACCAAGUAGUGCCUCAAUCGACUGCAGCUGUAAGUGAAGUCAAAUGUCCCAAUUAGUUAUUUAAAAGAGUUUUUACCAGUUUUCUUUUUGAAAAUAGUGGUUUUAGCCUUUGACCCACAUAAGUGGAUGCAAAGUAGCUCAAUUGAUUAAAAGUACAGGAUGUAUAGUGUAGCUAUACUAUAAGUAAGUUCCAUUCUGGAAAGAGAUUACUAAUGGGCUAUCAUGAGGCUUAGCAGUACCCUAAAGCCUCAUUAUUUAAACAAAUGGUCUGAAUGGUGAUAUGGAACUGCAUAACUUUUGCAUUUCCUGUCUUUACUGAAUAGAAAGCUAAAGAGAAUAAUGAGAAAAAUAUAGUAGAAGAAUGAUUAGCACUCUUUCAGAAGCUGAGCUCAUACUGAGCAUUGCAGUCCAAAAGAGAUUAAUGAAUAAUAAGCCUGAAAGUAAAAUAAUGUGUUGCCAAAGGGAGACUCUGAGCAUACAGACUAGAGGGAGUAUAAGAAUCUGCUGUCAGGAAAGAUACCUACAAGCCUCUUAGCUUGUGAUAGUUAAUAGCAGUGCAAUGAAUGAUGAUGUGGAUUGGAUACAAUAUAAAAGACAGACUAUAAAAUCCAACAUUACUCUGAAAAUUCAUGCUAAAAUGAAUUAAUAUAAAUAAUUAAUCCUUUCGGAGAGGGCUACCAGCAGGGUUGUGAAUUUGCAGGCAAUCAGUGAGUUUCUUUUGGAGAUAAUACUUUUUUGGGUUGUUGUAAUCUAGGGUGGAAUAUGGAAAGACUGGAUUAGUUCUGCAUUCUUGUGGACCUGAAGUACAGUCUGACUAAACUCACACAAUCUUGUUACAUAGCUGCAGACCUGUAAUUAAUACUGUGACAGAGAGAUAAUGCUUCCCUUUCUCUCUGAUAGCAGAGUUCAUUGCCCCAGAAGUGUUGGCUCCAGACUAUUGGGUAUCAACCAUGAAAAGACAGAUUAUACUGUCGCACAGAAAAAUAAAACAGAAACUGAAAUGAUUAAAAGAUUGUUCUCACUUCAGCUCACUGAAAUGUAAUAAUCUGCUGCAGGUAACCUUUAAACCAUGAAAGCUUUCUGACAACAGCUGUUGUAGGUGUUUUGAUUAUGGAUAAUUUUAAGAGGCCUAGAUGAAGUAGUAAAUAGUGUGCCCUGUAGGGAAUUAAUAUAUUUUUUUAAUAAAUAGAGUCAAAGUUUAAACCCUGUUUAUUUGGAUUUUGUUUGUAUAAGUUUUGUUUUUAUUUACUUGUUUGAAAUAAUUAUUUUUUGUCACGUACCCCACUGAUCUGAUCAGGGACUACUUAUUGCUAAUUCCUGCUUUAUUAUGGUAGCUGCAGACAUAAAAGGAAAACAGAUUUCUCUCUGCUGCUAGACUAUUAAGUGGGCGAAUUGACCAACAUAUUAAACCAGAAUGUUCUCCCUUCAUCUUAACAAUUGAGAGAUGCAAUAGUCCAGAGUUUCAAUUAAAAAACCUUAAUAUUUAUGAAGUUGGAGUUACAAGCUUAUAUAAUGUAAGCUUGGAGUUACUUGAUUAGAAAAACCUGGAAAUGCUGGUGGAGUGUUUAUUUCGAAGCCUACAUCUGAAGUGUUGAAACUCACCUCUGUGAGCCAAGUGGUCUGUGCAGGAUCACAGAGUGGCUGAGGCUGGAAGCAGCUCUGGAGGUCGCCUUGUCCAGACCCUCUUCUAAAAGCAGGACCAGUUACAGCAGGUUUCUCAGUGCCAUGUCCAGCUGGGUUUUGGGGAUCUCCAGGGAUGUAGACCCCACAACCUCUCUGGGCAACCUGUUCCAGUGCUUGGUCACCCUCACUGUAAGAAAUUUCCCUCAUUUUACUGGAAUUUUCUGUAUUUAAGUAUGUACUCAUUGCCUUUUAGCCUUUCACUUCACUGCUGAGAAGAGUUCCUCUUCUUCAUUCCGUCCAUGAGGUGAACAUACAUAUUGAUAACACUCCUGGAGUCUUUCCCAGGCUGAACAGUUCCAGCUGUCUUGUCUUCUCCCCAUAUCAGAUGCUCCAGUUCCUCCAUCACUGUGGCCCUUCACUGGGCUUGCUCCAGUAUGUCCAUGUUUCUGGUAUUUUGAGGAUCCCAGGACCAAACCCAGCACAGCAGAUGUGUUUCACUAGUGCCGAGUGGAAGUGAAGGAUCACCUCCAACAUUCUGCUGCUGCUGCUUUCCCUAAUGCAACCCAUGAUGCUUUUGGCUUUCUUUGCUGCAAAGGCAGCUGGUCCAUCAGGACCUCCAGGUCAAGCUGCUUUCCAGCUGGUUAUCCUCGAAUGGAGAUGGUGGGGAGUAGUGCAUGGGAUUAUCCCUCUCUGGGUGCAGGACUUUGACUACAUGAAGUACCUGUUGGCCCAUUUCUCCACCCUGUCCCGGUCCCCAUGUAGGGCAGAACCCAUACACACUAUAUCAACUGCUUCUUCCAGUUUUGUGUCAGCCAACAUGCUGAGGCCUCCAUCCCAUUGUGUAGGUGAUUAAUGAAGAUGUUAAACAGUUCUGGCCCCCAGAUAGCUCAGUGAGGUACUUCACUAAUAUAUGGCCUCCAGCUGGGCUUCAUGCCACUGAUCACAAUCCUUCAAAUCUGACAGCUCUGCCAGUUUUGAGUCUCCUUCAUUGUCUACUUACCCAGUCAUUAAUCAGUUUUUCAGGAAGGAUGUCAUGGGAAACUGUUGAAAUGAGCACUGAGACUAAGAAUGCAAGUGUCAUUUGAGAAAUGUCUCAGUUCCAGUUACUUAGUCAUUGGUGAGGUGAAUGCCAAGUAAAAGGAGAUUAUUUAAAAUACAACUUUGUUUUGAAUCAAAGAUUUUUAUUUAAACUAUUCUUUUUAGGAAUAAAUGCAUUUGAAGUGAAAA